This is a messenger RNA of Sardina pilchardus (European sardine), 761 nucleotides long. Its product is annotated as ropporin-1-like protein. The transcript has 5 exons. Gene Ontology annotation, biological process: sperm capacitation. The record is from RefSeq and is a predicted model, not a curated record. Bases 100 to 744 code for a protein of 214 amino acids. Gene Ontology annotation, cellular component: motile cilium; cytoplasm. NCBI's taxonomy places the organism in Eukaryota, Metazoa, Chordata, Actinopteri, Clupeiformes, Clupeidae.
ACAGUCGGCGUUGUGCGUGAAUCAAGACGUUUUGCUUUUAGAAAAUUUGCAGCCAAUCGCUUGUUUCAGCCUGUUAAAUUGACAAAUAUAGGCUGAGAAAUGUCUCAGUCGAGAGAUGUCUUCAUCCCAGAUACACUGCCAGAAUUUCUGAAGCAGUACACAAAAGAUGUGAUCCGAACUCAACCUGAGGAUCUUCUUCAGUGGUCUCAUAAGUACUUCACCUCUCUGGUAAAGGGUCAACCUCUACCAGUAGGCCAGCCAUCUGAUCGCCAUUUGUUACAAGCCGUAAGGAAUCUCACUCCAGAAGUUUUGAGAGGACUUCAUUCCCAGUUCCACAAGCAAAGAAUGGUCAGCCAGAAGGACAUCAUGCUGGCCUGGAAGUCCCUGAGCCUGGCUGAGAACUGCCUCAGUGAGGCCUUCAUGCUGGGCCACUUCGGGGAGGAGGUGGAGUGGAUGAAGUUCUUCACUCUCUGCUGUCACCAUCUGGGAGGGAAUAUCAGACAGGCACUGGUCCAGGCCUGCUACAUCCUGAACUCGGACCCUCAGUGCCAGCCACCCGACGCUUGUGUUCCAUUCGACAUGUUCAAGAGCCUGUAUUUCUACCUGGUACACGUGACACACAAGCUCACCCGAAAACAGGCGGAGAAGACCCUGACCGUCCUCCAGCAGCAAACGCACAAUGGGGUGGUGAAGGUAUCCGACUUCAUCAAUGACUAUAAACUCAUCCUGGAUCCAACCCAGUGAUCUCCUCCAAGAUCUCU